Bradysia coprophila is the source of this 676-nucleotide messenger RNA. RefSeq lists its product as uncharacterized. Gene Ontology annotation, molecular function: RNA binding. Lineage: Eukaryota; Metazoa; Arthropoda; Insecta; Diptera; Sciaridae. Gene Ontology annotation, cellular component: nucleolus. Gene Ontology annotation, biological process: dendrite extension. The record is from RefSeq and is a predicted model, not a curated record.
AAAAAUGUUUCUGACAGAAGUCAUUUUAUGCAUACAUGUGCUGUUUUCUUCUUUGAAACCGAAUCUUAAACUGGAAAAGGCUUUGUCUUAAAGUAUCCAACCAAAUUAAUAAUUCUCACAGUAAAUUUGCAAAUCGUUGAUUUCAUCACAUUAGUUUUAAUAAAUAGUUCGAUAAGUAAACAAAAAUGGGCCGAUCAGGACGUUCUCGUAAACGCAAAGAUGCCAUGAAUCGAGUGAAACGUGAACGAAAUGCAAAGAAGGAACUCGCUCGGCUAAAGAAAACACUUGGACUCGUGGAUGCUGAUGGAAAUGACAUAAAAAUGGAACUGGAUGGUAUUGCCGAGGUGAAAACUGCUGCGCAAUUAAAAAAGGAAAAACAGGAAAAGGAAGAGAAAAAAAUCCUGGACGAACUUAACGAAGAAGAAGACAAAGGUGAGAGCGUGGAAGUGGUGAACGAAAGUACACAAAAGGUUCAUGUGUACAAUACGAAAACGUUCCGCGAUCAGUUCGGUACAUUGCCGGCGUGGAAGAAAACAAAGAAAACACAACGGAAAAUCAACAAACGAAUUCACAGUCAGAAAUUGAAGUUCAAUCAGGCCUGGUGUACACAAUAUAUACCGCUGUAAUUCACCUAACGUUUAACAAUAAAAUGUUUUUUUAAGGAAAAUUCUAACAA